AUGGACAUGAUAUUCACAAGCCUUGAUGAUUGUUAUUCAAUGUAUGUUACGUAUGCCAAGGCUUGUGGUUUUUCUGUCAGGAAAGGGACUGAAAAGAUAAACGACAAAGGUGAAAAACAUAUUAAGUAUUACAUGUGUAUGAGAGCUGGGGUUGGAUCAUGGAAGGUUUAUAAGUUUGUUGAGGAGCACAACCAUGAUCUUUUUGAACGUCCUGAUAAGCAUUUUCUUCCAACUGAACGACACAUCACUCAGCUCCAGAAGCAUGUUAUACACAAUAUGUCUACGUUGAAUUUGGGUCCAGUUAAGGUGUUUAAUGUUAUGAAGACUUGUUUUGGCGGUUUUGAAGACAUGGGUGCAAGUAAAUUUGAAUUUAAGAACUACAAGAGAUACGCUAUGGUGUUUGUACCGUUCACUGGUAUAGACAAUCACCACUGCAAUGUUACAUUUGGUGCUGCAUUAUUGGUGUCAGAAACUACUGAUACGUAUAUUUGGUUGUUGAGAGUUUUUCUAAAAGUUGUUGGUUCUUAA
Messenger RNA from Helianthus annuus (common sunflower), 528 nucleotides. Its product is annotated as protein FAR1-RELATED SEQUENCE 5-like. Gene Ontology annotation, biological process: regulation of DNA-templated transcription. NCBI's taxonomy places the organism in Eukaryota, Viridiplantae, Streptophyta, Magnoliopsida, Asterales, Asteraceae. Bases 1 to 528 code for a protein of 175 amino acids. The record is from RefSeq and is a predicted model, not a curated record. The transcript has 3 exons.